Molecule: messenger RNA, 636 nt
Organism: Trypanosoma conorhini
Lineage: Eukaryota; Euglenozoa; Kinetoplastea; Trypanosomatida; Trypanosomatidae
Exons: 1
Coding region: 1-636 (211 amino acids)
Source: RefSeq, a predicted model, not a curated record
AUGCGGGGCGGCGGCGGCUUCCUUCUUGCCUCGGCGCUGCUGGUGCUGCUGUGCCUGCCGUAUGCCGUGCCCGCCGUCGCCGCACAGGCCGUUUCCAAGUCGCAGCACAUCCUCGUGUUUGGGGGCUCCGCGUGGGGCUCCGUGCUGGAGAAAAAGGGGGCGGAGGUCCAGCGGGCCAUCGUCGAAGACGUUGGGCCCCAGCUGCUGCGCAAGUACGCCUUCGUGACCAUCAUCAACGUGAGCUCCCUGCAAGCCGACAAACACCUCGAGGCUCGCCUCACCGUGCUGCAGGCCCCGCGGAGCAAUAGUUCCGGCUCCCACCUCCUGCACAUUUGGCCGCCGGAUGAAGUCAAUUCUAUGAUCAAUCAGUGUGCCUUCAAAAAAACGCUGGCGAUCCACACACCGUCGGAGGAGGCACACCUCAUCAGCGUGCGAACUCCCGAACUCGGCGAGAGGGUGAGUGCGUACGACGUCUUGUGCACGCGCUUAAUCGUACUGGGAACAUGCACCAUAGCUGCGAUGACGUUUUGCCUGUUGAUUUUGCUUUUCUGGAUGUGCUGCCACUGCUGUUGCGGGGGCUCUGAACAUGAGUACGAGUUGUACCACAUGAAUCAGAAUAGGUCCAAGGUGAAGUAG